GUGCGUGAAGACGUUGCGUCGCGGGGCGGGGCGGAGGAGCGUUGUCCGUAGGGCUUCAGCCGUGUGUCCUCGGCCGCCGCCCCCACUGCUGCGCCGUAUCCGCCCCUCUUUUCCCUUUAGAGGGUACAGGCGACAGCCGGGCCCUGGGGUGGCAGCGUAGCCACCAAACGUCUCCGCCAAGCUGUCUCUUCUAGCUGGCGGUUCUUCUCGGCUGGGUCCAGGUCGGGGGGAAAAUGGCGCCGGCGCCCCAAGGCGUCCGGGAGGAGCCGCUGCUGGAUUGUCGGUCCGGACCACUUUCCCGGCUCCUCUUCCUCGCCCAGGCUGUCUUCCUCUUGCUGCCGGCCGCUCGGGCAGGUCUCUGCCCCGCGCCCUGCUCCUGCCGCAUCCCUCUGCUGGACUGCAGUCGCAGGAAACUACCAGCGCCGAGCUGGAGGGCGCUGUCGAGCCCGCUGCCCCCCGACACUGCCAGCCUGGAUUUGAGUCAUAAUCGGUUGUCUAACUGGAACAUCAGCUUGGAGUCUCAAACAUUACAAGAAGUGAAAAUGAAUUAUAAUGAGCUAACAGAAAUCCCAUAUUUUGGAGAACCAACCUCUAAUAUUACUCAACUCUCAUUAAUCCACAAUUUAAUCCCAGAAAUAAAUGCAGAGGCGUUUCAGUUUUACCUUGCUCUCGAGAAUUUAGAUCUCAGUUCAAAUAUAAUAUCAGAAAUCAGGACAUCUUCAUUUCCUCGAAUGCAGCUUAAAUACCUGAAUUUGAGUAAUAAUAGGAUAACCAUCUUGGAGGCUGGUUGCUUUGAUAAUUUAUCUAGUUCCUUACUAGUGGUAAAGUUAAACAGGAACAGAAUCAGCAUGAUUCCACCCAAGAUCUUCAAGCUACCUCACCUCCAGUUCUUGGAACUUAAAAGAAACAAGAUUAAGGUGAUAGAAGGUCUGACAUUCCAAGGGCUUGACUCCUUAAGGUCUUUGAAGAUGCAGCGGAAUGGUAUUAGCAAACUUAAGGAUGGAGCUUUUUUUGGCUUGGAUAACAUGGAAGAAUUAGAACUAGAGCAUAAUAACCUUACAGAAGUGAACAAGGGGUGGUUGUAUGGCUUGCGAAUGUUACAACAGCUCUAUGUGAGCCAGAAUGCUGUUGAAAGAAUCAGCCCUGACGCAUGGGAGUUCUGCCAAAGACUGUCUGAACUUGAUUUGUCCUAUAACCAGUUGACCCGCCUGGAUGAAUCUGCCUUUGUGGGUCUGAGCUUACUGGAGAAACUGAAUUUAGGGGACAACAGAGUCACUCACAUUGCUGAUGGUGUAUUUAGGUUUCUUUCCAAUCUUCAGACACUAAACUUAAGAAACAAUGAAAUUUCAUGGGCCAUAGAAGAUGCUAGUGAAGCGUUUGCAGGACUCACAAGUCUCACUAAAUUGAUCUUACAAGGAAAUCAAAUUAAGUCAAUUACAAAGAAAGCAUUCAUUGGUCUUGAAUCCCUUGAGCAUCUAGAUUUGAACAACAAUGCUAUAAUGUCUAUCCAAGAAAAUGCUUUCUCUCAGACUCGCUUGAAAGAACUGAUUCUGAACACAAGCAGCUUACUCUGUGACUGUCAUUUGAAGUGGUUGCUUCGGUGGCUGGUUGAUAAUAACUUCCAACAUUCUGUGAAUGUAAGCUGUGCACACCCUGAAUGGCUAGCAGGGCAGAGCAUCCUGAAUGUGGAUCUGAAAGAUUUUGUCUGCGAUGAUUUUCUCAAGCCACAGAUAAGAAUGCAUCCUGAAACUACAGUUGCUCUAAGAGGCACGAACGCGACUCUGACAUGCACCGCAGUGAGCAGCAGCGAUUCGCCCACGUCUACUGUGUGGCGCAAAGACAGUGAAAUCUUGUAUGAUGUCGAUGUUGAGAAUUUUGUUCGUUACCAGCAGCAAGCUGGAGAAGCUCUGGAGUAUACGAGUGUCCUACAUCUUUUCAACGUGAAUUUCACAGAUGAAGGAAAAUAUCAGUGCAUUGUUACUAACCACUUUGGUUCUAAUUAUUCUCUUAAAGCCAAACUGACUGUGAAUGAGAUGCCAUCUUUCCUGAAAACCCCAAUGGAUCUAACCAUUCGCACUGGUGCCAUGGCCAGAUUAGAGUGUGCUGCAGAGGGGCACCCUGCACCUCAGAUUUCCUGGCAGAAAGAUGGUGGUACUGACUUUCCUGCGGCUCGAGAAAGGCGCAUGCAUGUCAUGCCCGAAGAUGACGUCUUCUUCAUUGCCAACGUGAAAAUAGAAGACAUGGGAAUCUAUAGCUGCAUGGCACAAAACAGAGCAGGAGGCCUCUCAGCAAAUGCCUCACUCACAGUAUUGGAGACACCCUCAUUUAUCAGACCCCUGGAGGACAAGACAGUAACCCGAGGUGAAACUGCGGUAUUACAGUGCAUAGCGGGAGGAAGUCCUGCUCCUCGCCUCAACUGGACCAAAGAUGAUGGGCCACUGCUGGUGACAGAACGGCACUUCUUUGCUGCAGCCAACCAGCUUCUCAUCAUUGUAGAUGCUGGCCUGGAAGAUGCUGGAAAAUAUACCUGCAUCAUGUCUAACACCCUUGGAACAGAACGUGGUCACAUUUACCUCAAUGUCAUUUCAUCCCCCAAUUGUGACUCUUCCCAGAGUAGCAUUGGGCAUGAAGACGAUGGCUGGACCACAGUUGGCAUUGUCAUCAUUGUUGUGGUCUGCUGUGUUGUGGGCACCUCUUUGAUCUGGGUCAUUGUUAUUUACCACAUGAGAAGGAAGAAUGAAGACUAUAGUAUCACAAACACAGAGGAGCUUAAUCUGCCUGCAGACAUUCCCAGCUACUUGUCUUCCCAAGGAACACUGUCGGAGCCACAGGAAGGCUACAGUAACUCUGAGGCAGGCAGUCAUCAGCAACUUAUGCCUCCCACCAAUGGAUAUUUACACAAAGGCACUGAUGGUGGCACUGGCACCCGGGUUAUUUGCUCCGAUUGUUACGACAAUGCCAACAUCUACUCCAGGACCCGAGAAUACUGUCCGUACACCUAUAUUGCCGAGGAGGAUGUUCUGGAUCACACGCUGUCCGGCCUCAUGGUCCAGAUGCCCAAAGAAACAUAUUUGGCACAUGCUCCCCAAGAUGCCCCUAUCUUGGAGAGCCUGGUGUCAUCAGCAGACAGAGAGUUGGCCGCCUUUCCCGCCAACCAUGAGAGGAUAAAUGAGAAGAAACUUCCCUCCACACAGAUGAAUAGUGAAACAUUGCAGCGGCCUCUGUGGAGCGCAAGCAAAGAACGAGGCCUGCCUCAUCCUCCCUUUUCCCAGCAGCCGGUAAUUGAGUCACCGCAACUCCAUCAGAGCGAGGGUCUGGCGGAGAGUGGUCCAGACUGUUCCACAUCCUCCAUGCCCUGUCACAGGUUGCACGACCACGCUUUUGACUUUAGUAGGACUCGGAACAUUCAAGACGGUUGUGAGGGCACAUGAAACCCACUCCAGGAUGAAAUCUGGGCAAAGACUCAAGGUAAUUAAUUUUGUAUUUACUACCUCAGAGUUCAGAAGAAACCCCGAAGUCAGCAUUUGCUUUCCCUAUCUGCAGUUACAUCUGACCACACCAAGGUGGGCCGGGCAUUUGUUUGGGCUUAUACCUGAUGAAGAAGGGGUAACGGCUGACAGAAAUGGGUACAUCUAAUAAAACACAUGCAGCAUGGGCAGAGGAAAAUACAGGACAAAUGUGCCUCCUGAUGGUUCCACGGGGAUGUGCCCAGCUGUGCAUUGCCUAUUAGGAAGAGUCUCAUUGCUGCUUAACAUGCUGGAUUGUCUCAACCUGCGGAAUGAUUCUAAGAAAACAUCACUGUUCUGUCUUCCAAGGAAUACAAAUAACUUUGGAGCCCUCUGGGAAGUGUGUCUGGGAUUCUUCAGUGGUUUUAAGCAUAUAGUUGAGACUGGGCUUUGAUAUUCAAGGUCUUUGAUAAGAAUCCCAGGCAUGACCAACUGUUACCAUGUCAGUGGGUGUUGUAUUCUUGUGAAUCUUUUUUUUUUUUUUGUCCCUAUCGCCCAGGGAUCUUAUUGUAAAUACAUGUGCAUUUAUAAAUAAUUUUUGUAUUCAUUGACCAUAUGUGUUGGCUGUAUUGUAAAUAUUUUUGAUAUGCCAAAAUUAUAUAUAAUAUCCAGUUAUAAUAUUGACAGCAGCUUCUCAGACCACAGAUUUUGUAUAACUCGGUUUAGUGAACCUAAAGACUUUGCUUAAAGUUUUAAAAAUGUAUUUGUUAAGAAGUAUAUGUACAGAGGCAGGGUACCUAGUGAUUGCGUACACACAAACACGAUCUUGGUG
Leopardus geoffroyi (Geoffroy's cat) is the source of this 4278-nucleotide messenger RNA. It is a transcript of the gene LRIG2, whose product is annotated as leucine rich repeats and immunoglobulin like domains 2. NCBI's taxonomy places the organism in Eukaryota, Metazoa, Chordata, Mammalia, Carnivora, Felidae. The transcript has 18 exons. The coding region runs from base 234 to 3431 and encodes 1065 amino acids. Gene Ontology annotation, molecular function: protein binding. The record is from RefSeq and is a predicted model, not a curated record.